CUGACAUCCAUUACAAGAGAAACUGCUUGAUUAUGUGCUGGACCGAAAUCGCCCUGGCAGUGAAAUAAUUUUGAAGGAGGGGCAAGUGUGCCUUAUUCGAGAAGAAUUUUGGAGCCUUGGAUUGUUGAGGGACAUGGACUUCCAUAUUGGAAACGCCUGCAUGAAGCUUAUUUGUAAAAUGGCUCGACAAAUUGGCAAGGACAUAUACAUUGAGGACUUUUAUGUUUUCCCUGUGUGGAAGGAAACUCCUAACAACAUUGUUACUGGAUUACCGGAAGAUGCAGACUUGAAAAACCUGUUAGCCUUUCCAGCAUGGACAAAUGCCAAUGGACCAGACCACUUUGUUGUCUGUGAAAAUUGCUUACCAAGUGGAUCAUGGGACAUGGUCUGAAAAGACUGGAUAUGAUUUUCCAGCUUUGCCACGUCAGACAAGAGGGAAUGAUUGUGGUGUUUUUGUACUCAUGUACACCCUCUCAAUGGUGUGUGGCAUUGGGUUUCAAUUCCAGGAGAUGGAUAUACCUAUCAUCCGUCAGUGGUGGUGCCUUCUACUCAUGGAACAAUUUCAAACUGAUGGGAUAUACUCGGUGGGAAAAGGUCAAAUUGGUUUCCACUAAACCCCGUUCUCAAGUGCCUGUCUUCAUUGAGAAUGAGCAGUCCCAGUCAAUCAUUUAUGACUACAUCAGAGGAAUUCUUAAUAAAACCAAAACACAGCUGACCUUCAAUGAUGAGGUGGAGUUCAUUUGUGGAUGUCUCCUCCCAGAGGCCAUAACUCAUGGCAUUUCCGAGUUACAAGGCUUGUCUUGGCAGGAGGCUGAAGAUGUCUUCCUCCAGGGCCCCAUUUAUCACGCAAGUGAAGUUGAGGAAUUUAACAGAAGAAUUGCUCGAGAAAUGAAAAAUCUCCCCAACAAGAAUCUCGAUGACUUGUAGGACCUCAUGAAAAUUUAUAAAAAAAUAAAGUUUGGUGUGAGAAAAUUACUCAGAGUACUAUCAUUUAUUCUGUGAAUAAUAAGAUAAUGUUCAUUCCCUCAACUCAAUACUAAAGAGUUUGAUAAAUCCUUAAUGAUUUAAAAACAAAAAACAAAAACAAUAAAU
This is a messenger RNA of Danio rerio (zebrafish), 1092 nucleotides long. The record is from RefSeq and is a predicted model, not a curated record. Lineage: Eukaryota; Metazoa; Chordata; Actinopteri; Cypriniformes; Danionidae.